Diceros bicornis minor is the source of this 1398-nucleotide messenger RNA. It is a transcript of the gene SWSAP1, whose product is annotated as SWIM-type zinc finger 7 associated protein 1. Lineage: Eukaryota; Metazoa; Chordata; Mammalia; Perissodactyla; Rhinocerotidae. Gene Ontology annotation, molecular function: single-stranded DNA binding. The record is from RefSeq and is a predicted model, not a curated record. Gene Ontology annotation, biological process: double-strand break repair via homologous recombination. The coding region runs from base 1 to 750 and encodes 249 amino acids. Gene Ontology annotation, cellular component: Shu complex. The transcript has 2 exons.
AUGGCGGAGACGCUGAGGCGGGUGCUAAGCCGGGGCAGCGCCGCCGGGUCCGGGGAGAACACAGCCGAGGCUGGGCCGCCUUUGCUGCUGCUCGGCGGUCCCGGCUCUGGAAAGACAGCGCUGCUAUUCGCGGCGGCCCUGGAGGCGGCAGGGGAGGGCCGAGGGCCCGUCCUCUUCCUGACCCGGAGGCCUCUGCAAAGCCUGCCUCGCGGGACGGGGGCAGCGCUCGACCACCUGCGCCUGCAGAAGAUCCGCCUCCAGUACCCACCCUCGACCCGUGAGCUUCUCCAGCUCCUGUGCUCUGCUCAUGAGGCCCGGGGGCCAGCCCCCUCCCUCCUGCUGCUCGAUGGCCUGGAGGAGUACCUAGCUGAAGACCGGGGGCCCCAGGAAGCCGCCUACCUGGCUGCCCUGCUUCUGGACACAGCUGCCCACUUUAGCCACCGAAUUGGGCCUGGUGGUGGCUGUGGGCUCAUUGUGACCCUCCAGACCCAGGAGGAGGGAGACAUUGGGGACGCCCUGCAGCUGUCACUGCUCCAGCGGUAUUUCCCUGCCCAGUGCUGGCUGCAGCCAGAUGCACCAGGCCCAGGACAGCACCGCCUCCGAGCCAGCCUGGAGCCAGGUGGGCUGGGCCCCAGGGCAGAGUGGUGGGUGACUUUCCGACCAGAUGGAGAGAUGACAGUCACCCCGUGGCCUACCCAGGCUGGCGACCCCAGCUCAGACAAGGGUUCAAGCUCUGGAGGGCAGCCUUGAGCUUUGGUAUGUGACAACCUCUCUAUGCCUUGGUUUCCUGUGUCUGGAAUACUUCCCCCAGGGAAAUGUGCAGAUUCCAAGACCUAAAGAAUGUAAAGUGCUUUUUCUCUUUUAAAAGUAGCAUUACUGUGUACAUAUUAUGCUCAAUCAACAUAUUGUUUCGUUUUGCUAUUUUGAACUUUAUAAAAAGAGUUUCGUGAUAAAUGUAAUCUUAUGAGACUUCCUUUUCUCCCACUCAGCAUCGUUACUAAGACUCAGCCACAUUUUCUAGUGCAUUCCUUUUUCCCUACUGGGUAUAGUUCCAGUAUACCCCAAUUUAAUCAUCAGAUUGACUUAUUUACUGCUCUGAACAUUCUUGCACACAUGUCCUGGUGCAUGUGUGUGAGAGUUUUUAGGGUAUAUACCUAGAAGUGGGAUUCCUGGAGCAGAAGAUAUGCAUAUGUUCAGCUUUCCUAGGUUAUAUGAAACUUUAAAAAAAUGAUUAAACCAGAACUCCCAUGGAGCCACUUGGUGACACUUAGUGUCAUCAGAGUACUUUCUUUGAACAGGGCCUGUCACAGAAUAAAGCCCUAUGAAUUAAUGUUAUUAUUAUUAGUGGCAGAGACAAGCUAGAGGUUCAUGAAACAGCAUUCCUCUGGAUGCACAGCU